Molecule: messenger RNA, 1148 nt
Organism: Radiomyces spectabilis
Lineage: Eukaryota; Fungi; Mucoromycota; Mucoromycetes; Mucorales; Radiomycetaceae
Exons: 1
Coding region: 27-977 (316 amino acids)
Source: RefSeq, a predicted model, not a curated record
AAUGGAAACAUUCCCUUGAGGAUCAUAUGCAUCUGGCGUUGGCGUCCACUUCAGUUCUUCUCUUGACACCUACGGUAUAUCCCCAUGAUAUCUCGCCGCUCAUUAGCCUGCAAAACUGGAAAGCAACCGUCAAUUUCAUUGAAAAAAAAUAUGACAUCAAAUAUCAUCCAAUGCCAAUAAAAGCGGUCACCGGUUUGCUCUCUAUCGUCAACGACUUGCUGACAGAAAAGAUCAGCCGAAACGAAGCAUACAACAAGAUGACUUCGAUGUCAUCCGGAACACACAUGGCAAGGUUCGCUACGGCUUUAGGGCAACUAGUCAGGAGACUGCCCAGUCAACCAAUCCGAGAAGAUUUCGGCGAGGCAGAACUUUGUUCACGUUUUGUCGAUCCAUUUCUUUUCGAAUUGUUUGAUAAUCCGGACAAUGACACUUACUUUCGUUGGACAAAUGAGUCCACAGACGCCAAGCACAUGGAGGAAAGCAAAGAGCGACCUGAUUUCUGCAUAACCAAGACCUGCAGCUUCGAAUGGCAGAUGAACCUCGGAUUUGGAGAAGCCAAGUCUGCGGCCCAAGACCAUGACAAUCGCGUCAUCUGCUGGGAUCUCAUCAAAGUGGCCGUAUUCUGCAAACAGACCCUCGAUAUCCAAGUCAUGGAGGGGACGCUGGGUGUCCAAGUGAUAGGACGCACCGUCAAGUUCUACAUACUGGUCUUGCCCGCCAAAGGGCUAUAUGCGUUCCUCGAACUGGCUGUGAUACAACUUCCGGACUCGUUGAAUAGUCUUCCCGGCUUUGUGACUAAAGCGGGAGAUAUCAUCAAAGUGCUGGACAUUUUCGAGCGAAUCUGCGUUCCUGCCAGUGAUGCGGCAGGUACCAUGAGCCGCCGUACUCCGACCCUGUCACUGACACAAGUAGGCCAAAUAUUCUCACCGUCAAAAAAUCGAAAAAGGCCAUGUCCACUUAAGCUUCGAACCAACUGAAUGAUGUAUCUACACUUGAAUUGCGACGCGUCCAAUAUCGUUUUUUUUUAAUUUACUACCAUAUGUAUUCGAAAUUUGUCACUCUCCUUUUCAUCACACGCUUGAAUCAAGUCAUUAAUUGGAAAUAAACAUCACAGCAUGCCAACACAACGGAAAAAGGCAUAAUAGCAG